This is a messenger RNA of Malurus melanocephalus (red-backed fairy wren), 3005 nucleotides long. It is a transcript of the gene PCMT1, whose product is annotated as protein-L-isoaspartate (D-aspartate) O-methyltransferase. Gene Ontology annotation, cellular component: cytoplasm. The record is from RefSeq and is a predicted model, not a curated record. Gene Ontology annotation, molecular function: protein-L-isoaspartate (D-aspartate) O-methyltransferase activity. Lineage: Eukaryota; Metazoa; Chordata; Aves; Passeriformes; Maluridae. Gene Ontology annotation, biological process: protein modification process. The transcript has 8 exons. The coding region runs from base 65 to 748 and encodes 227 amino acids.
GCUGCUGUGCGCAGUCGCGGCGCUGAAGGCGGCUCUGUACCUGCUCCGCAGAGUGUGCCUAGCGAUGGCCUGGAAGUCGGGCGGCGCCAGCCACUCCGAGCUCAUCCACAACCUCCGCAAAAAUGGAAUAAUCAAAACAGACAAGGUGUUUGAAGUAAUGCUAGCUACAGACCGCUGCCACUAUGCAAAAUACAACCCUUACAUGGACUCUCCACAGUCAAUAGGUUUCCAAGCAACAAUCAGUGCUCCACAUAUGCAUGCAUAUGCUCUUGAACUCCUGUCUGAUCAAUUACAYGAAGGAGCCAAAGCACUCGAUGUAGGAUCUGGUAGUGGAAUCCUUACAGCAUGCUUUUCACGAAUGGUUGGUCCCAAAGGACAAGUUGUAGGAAUUGAUCAUAUCAAAGAACUAGUAGAUGACUCAAUAAAUAAUGUCAAAAAAGAUGAUCCCACAUUGCUGUCUUCAGGAAGAGUCAAACUGAUUGUGGGAGAUGGACGAAUGGGAUAUGCAGAGGAAGCUCCCUAUGACGCGAUUCAUGUUGGAGCGGCAGCCCCAGUUGUGCCCCAAGCACUUAUAGACCAGUUAAAACCUGGCGGAAGAUUGAUAUUACCAGUUGGCCCUGCUGGGGGAAACCAGAUGCUCGAACAGUAUGACAAACUAGAAGAUGGCAGUGUCAAAAUGAAGCCUCUGAUGGGAGUGAUAUAUGUGCCUUUAACAGAUAAAGAGAAGCAGUGGUCCAGGUGGAAGUGAUUUUCUGUUCCACUUACUUCUUCCACACACAUGCAAGGGAUGAAUUGUAAAAGCUACAUCAUCUUGACCCAAACAUAGUGUUACAGUGGACUGCUCAUCUCCAGUUCUAAAAGCUUUUUGAAAACCAACAGCAUUGCAGCUUGUUUUGGACUUCGUUAUACUGUUGUUAUCAGCAUGGAAAAGCGUGGUGUUUGUUUUAUUUUUCUAGAUGCUCAAGGCAAAUCUGAUAAAGAAAUGGUGGAAAGUUUUAUGUGGGCACUGUUUUAUUUAACAUGCCUUUAUUUCACUUUCAUCUGUUCAAAGUGAAUUUCUGCAGAACUGCAGAUAAAGACCUAUAGCUUGUGAACUCUGAUUUUGAUGGGGGAACUUGAACACUCACUUCUCUCGGCUCCUGUGUCCCUUGGUAAAACUGCUUUUGUGCACCUUACAACACUACGUAGGUAAUACCAGGUUUUCCGUGUUCCAAUGUCUGCUAGAUGCUACUAAAAGGAGAUGAACUUCCUUUCUAAGCUUUUGACAUGGUGUCAUAGACUAGCAUGUAGUAGAUACAAUCAGCUGCUUUUUUACCUUAAAACCAGGCAUUUGUAUAUAUUAAAUUUCAAGACAUCAGAGGUGGGUGGCCACUCUUAUCAAACACUGCUGUUCAAGUUGGACAUAACAGACAUGAUUUUCCCUUUUCUUCUAAAAUUAAUUAAUGGAUCCUGAAAUUCUGUUUUGGUUUAUAGCUCAGUGCUGGUGUGAUAUGCAUCGAUCUAACUCCAUAAAGUUAAAGUGAGGUGUGUUCCAAUCAUUGAACAGUUUAUGCAAUGCUGCUUUGCCAAAUAAAGUUAAAAGCAGAAGGGGGGAUGUGCUUGGUUAGAAGAUUAGGAUGGGUAUGUAGUCUGAGAUAUGGAUUGCUAGGUUCUUUCUAAAAAGACCAAAAUCCCAUUUGGUUCAAAAAGAAAGUUGCAUUUGGCAAAGCUGUUUGCUGUAUUAACAUUCUUAUUUUUAUAACUGUGGGCACCCAGGAAAAAAUCUGGCUUUUUGAAUGAAUUUAAAAUUGCUGUAAAAGGAAAACAUCAUAAAUGCAGAAAGAAUUUUGGAUUCUAAGUACAGAUAGAAGCACUUGUUCCAUUUUCAUAUGGAAGAAUAGUUGGAAGGCUAUAAACCCUUUUUUAUGCCCUAAGUUUUCUAGUUUGGCACUGUAAAAUGUCAACAGAAAAUUGUGAAGCAGUACAGUAAGAUGGGCUGCUCUGAGAAAGGGGGGGAAGUGUGUCUUUGGUCAUCUUGCUCAGAUUUGAGCAACCAGGAAUUAAAGCAAACAGCACAUUAUUUUUUUUCUAAUGGUAGGAAGGUUUAUAAAAUAAAACAACUCAUAGUCAUCACUGCAAAAGAAAAAAACYCAAAACAACUGUUUAUGGUGGAAGAACUAUAAUUUUGUGAUGGGAUUAAUCCCUGGAAGCAUAAGGGUUAAAAUUCAAAGGCCUCUGAAUAUGGAAAAGGAACAUUUWAAAAACCAUUUUUAUUCUUCUGUAAAAGAUAUUAUAUAACUUAAUUUAUUUAGAUGUUUGGAAGUUAAUGUACCACCUCCUGAUCCGAAUGCAGCCUGGGAGCACAUGCACAAGAUUAAUCUUAUAAAGAAAUUAAUAUAGUGUGUAUUCUAGAAAAUACAAUCCAGAGAAAUCCACUUGCGUCUGACAAAUUUGUACUAACCACAAUCAACUGUGACUCUAGUUCUUGGUGUUGAAGUGAAAUAUCUUAACUGAUGCAUGCUAACGUUCAACCUUUUGGUCGCUGUAUCUUUCAGUUUGAGUUCAGCUUUAUUUACAUCUUCUCACUAAUUUAAUCAGUUAAAUGAAAGAUAUGAGCUCAACUGUAUCCAAAUUCCUGUCUCUGGACACAGUGUAAUAAGCUAGCCUGACUUGGAAGUGGUGUUAAAGCUGAGACCCUACGACAACUUCCUGGGGAAGAGCCACUUCAGGAGGUGUAAAGCUCCAGGGACCAAGGCUGGUGGGAGUCGUGCACCCAUUCCACUGAAAGGGUUGAUGAUAGCCAAGGUACUCACACAGAAAGGAGUAUCCAGGAGUAGCAUUUAGGAGCUGGAAAAUGGAAACUCCUCCAUGAUGGAGCAAUGGUUCUGAAAUAAAAACUUGGAGACAAGGACACGUUGAAAUGCAGAAGACUUGAAGAGCUUGAAUAAAUGCUGUGUGAACUGUCUGAAUUGCUACUUUGCCAAAUAAAACAAAUUGAGAGGAAACUGUAUCWAGGUGUCUGUCUG